Trichosurus vulpecula (common brushtail) is the source of this 3238-nucleotide messenger RNA. Its product is annotated as zinc finger protein 420-like. The record is from RefSeq and is a predicted model, not a curated record. Gene Ontology annotation, molecular function: DNA-binding transcription repressor activity, RNA polymerase II-specific. The transcript is spliced from 4 exons. The coding region runs from base 205 to 2718 and encodes 837 amino acids. Gene Ontology annotation, biological process: negative regulation of transcription by RNA polymerase II. NCBI's taxonomy places the organism in Eukaryota, Metazoa, Chordata, Mammalia, Diprotodontia, Phalangeridae.
GUAGAAGCCCGCUAGCUUCCCAGUAAGGUCCAGGCCUUACCGGGGAGGGAGAAGGGGCAGACAGAGGAGUUGGGGAGACUGUAGACUGUGUCGUUCAGAUCCUGUUCCAGGAGCCGAGCCUCGUGGGCCUGAGAGAAGGGGAUCAUUAGGUCACCUUGCAGAGUUCAAAGACUUUUCCAAGGACAGAGCCUAGAACCAAAGGGAAUGGCCCCUGGGACCCAGAAACACCCAUUCCAGGAGCUGGUGACAUUCAGGGAUGUGAUUGUGGACUUCACUAAGGAGGAGUGGAGCCUCUUGGACCAAUCUCAGAAACAACUGUACAAGAAGGUCAUGCUGGAGAAUAUCCAGAACCUGCUGUCCUUGGAUUUAGUUACCAGGAUUGAAGUCAAUGAGGUGACUAGGAAUUAUGGAAUUUUUCUGGAAAAACAUGACCUGCAAAGAUUCAUGAGUGAUGGUCCCUGGAACUUCAAGUUGACAGAAAUCCAUGACUCUAAUAUCAAGGUUGAUAAAAGUACAAAGAGUGACCUUGAACUUGAUGAAACUGGAAAGAGAUUCAGUAAGCCUUCUAUCCUAAAUCACUGUAAGAAAAUGAUCUCAGAGAAUGACUCUGUUCAGGAUAGUGAAUAUAGCAAAUGCUUUCUUGAACAUGUAGAGUUUUUUCCAUCCCAUGAGAAGCCUCCUGAAAUGCCAGUGUAUCCAGGUAAUCAAUGGGAAAUGCCCUGGUCCUGGAGUUCAGACCUCAUUAGAUAUCAGAAGAGUGACACUGGAGAAAGGCUUUGUGUAAGUAAUGAAGGUGGGAAGGCCUUGAGUCAUAACUCUAAGCUCAUUACUCAUCAGGAAAUUCCCAUUAGAAAGGAGGCUGAGGAACAUAAUGAACGUGAAGCAGUUUCAUCCCAUCUCUCAUCACUUCCUUGCCAGCCUAGAUUUUACCCUGGAAUGAAAAGUCAUGCAUGUCGUCAGUGUGGGAAGGCCUUUGGUUGGAACUUAGAUCUUGAGAUCUCAGAUAAGAUUCAUACUGGAGAGAAGUUCUGUGAAUGUCAUGAAUGUAAGAAGGCUGUCUGCUACGGAUCUCUCUUUAUUGGUGACCAGAGAAUCCACACUGGAGAGAAACUAUUUGAAUGUAAUCAAUGUGGAAAGGCUUUCACAGACAGUGGCAGUCUUUCCGUACAUCAGAGAAUCCACACUGGAGAGAAACCUUAUGAAUGUAAUCUGUGUGGAAAGGCUUUCACACAGAAGGGCAAUCUUGCUGCACAUCAGAAAAUCCACACUGGAGUGAAGCCUUAUGAAUAUAAUCAGUGUGGAAAGGCUUUUACAAGGAGGCAGAGACUUGUUGCCCAUCAGAGAAGCCGCACUGGAGAAAAACCUUUUGAAUGUAAUCAGUGUGGAAAGGCUUUCAGACAGAGGAGCCAUCUUGCUGCGCAUCACAGAAGCCACACUGGAGAGAAACCUUAUGAAUGUAAUCAAUGUGGAAAGGCUUUCACAGAGAGUGGCAGUCUUUCUGUACAUCAGAGAAUCCACACUGGAGAGAAGCCUUAUGAAUGUAAUCAAUGUGGAAAGGCUUUCACAAGGAGGCAGAGACUUGUUGCCCAUCAGAGAAUUCACACUGGAGAGAAGCCUUAUGAAUGUAAUCCAUGUGGAAAAGCUUUCACAGACAGUGGUAGUCUUUCUGUACAUCAGAGAAUCCACACUGAAGAGAAGCCUUACGAAUGCAAUCAGUGUGGAAAGGCUUUCAGACAGAAGGGCAAUCUUGCUGUACAUCAGAAAAUCCAUACUGGAGAGAAACCUUUUGAAUGUAAUCAAUGUGGAAAGACUUUCAUAAGGAGGCAGAGACUUGUUGCCCAUCAGAGAAUCCACACUGGAGAAAAACCUUUUGAAUGUAAUCUGUGUGGAAGGGCUUUCAGACAGAAGGGCAAUCUUGCUGCACAUCAGAAAAUCCAUACUGGAGAGAAACCUUUUGAAUGUAAUCAGUGUGGAAAGACUUUCAGAAAGAGCUGCCAUCUUACUGGACAUCAGAGAAUCCACACUGGAGAGAAGCCUUAUGAAUGUAAUCAGUGUGGAAAGGCUUUCACAAGGAGGCAGAGACUUGUUGCUCAUCAGAGAGUCCACACUGGAGAAAAACCUUUUGAAUGUAAUCAGUGUGGAAAGGCUUACACAGACAGUGGCAGUCUUUCUGUACAUCAGAGAAUCCACACUGGAGAGAAGCUUUAUGAAUGUAAUCAUUGUGGAAAAGCUUUUACAAGGAGGCAGAGACUUGUUGCCCAUCAGAGAAUCCACACUGGAGAGAAACCUUAUGAAUGUAAUCAGUGUGGAAAGGCUUUCACAGAGAGUGUCAGUCUUUCUGUACAUCAGAGAAUCCACAGUGGAGAGAAGCCUUACGAAUGUAAUCAGUGUGGAAAGGGUUUCACAAUGGUGCAGACACUUGCUGUCCAUCAGAGAAUACACACUGGAGAGAAACCUUAUGAAUGUAAUCUGUGUGGAAAGGCUUUUAGACAGAAGAGCCAUCUUGCUGCACAUCAGAAAAUUCACACUGGAGAGAAGCCUUAUGAAUGUAAUGAGUGUGGAAAGACUUUCGGAAAGAGCUUCCAUCUUGCUGCCCAUCAGAGAAGCCAUACUGGAAAGAAACCUUAUGAAUGUAAUCAAUGUGGAAAGGCUUUUACAGACAAUGGCACAGAGUCUUGCUUCCCAUCAGAGAAUCCACACUGGAGAGAAACCUUGUGAAUGUAAUCUGUGUGGAAAAGCUUUCAAAGACAGGAGCAGUCUUCCUGCCCAUCAGAGAAUCCACAGUGGAAAGAAACCUUUUGAAUGUAAUGUAUGUGGAAAGACUUUCAGAAAGAGCUCCCAUCUUGCUGCGCAUCAGAGAAUCCACAAUGGAGAGAAACCAUAUGAAUGUAAGAAAGGUUUUCAGAACCAGCUCCCAACUCCAAAGGACUCAUUAUGGAAAAUGCCAUCCCCAUCCAGAGAAGGAAUUAUGAAGUCUGAAUGCAGAGUAAAGCAGACUAUUUUCUUUCUGUUUUUUUUGUUGUUGUUGUUGUUUCUCAUGGUUUCUCUCAUUUGUUAUAAUUCUUCUAUACAACAUGACUAAUAUAAAAAUGUAUUUAAUAGGAAGCUAUGUGUAGAGCCUAUGUCAGACUGCAGGAUAUCUUGGGGGAGGUAGGGAGGGAUGCAAAUUUAAAACUUAUAGAAGUGAAUAUUGAAAGCUAAAAAUAAAUUUAACUAAUAAAAAAAUACUUCUGGGUCU